AUGUCUCUUUCUACAGUAAACCAGACUGUCAUUCUUAAGAAUUCUCAUGGAGAGAAGGUCAAAUUUUUAUUGUCAGAUUUUGACAUGUUUUCUCUUUCUAGAGCACAAACAUCCAUGAUAUUUUCUGCACAAUGUGCAAUGAGUGCUUUGUUAGCAAUUAUUCUUCUAUUAACAUCAAAACGUGAAAAAGCAAAAACAUUUCUUUUCUUUUUAAACAUGGCUGGACUAAUAUCUGUAUUUAUACGAGGAUGCCUUCAAUGUGCUUAUUUAACUGGUACAUGGACAAGCUAUAGUGUUCAAUUUCUCGGAGAAUUCGAGUUGUUAUCAUAUAAUGAUUUCUAUGUCUCAAUUAUUGCAUCAUGCAUGCCUAUUUUUAUCAUCUUAUUUAUUGAGCUUUCUCUUCUUAUUCAAAUUAGAGUAAUCUACGCAUCACACAGAAAGUUACGAAUGCCGCUCACAAUAAUUUCUUGUGUCAUAAUAUCAGUAGUUAUACUAUUUUGGGUAAUUGCUGCUAUUCAAAAUUCAAUGGCGAUUUUGUCUCAAACACAUUUUGGAAGCAGUGGUAUUUGGGGUGCACCUUGGCCAUAUACCGCCGCCCGUAUUUCAUUUGUUUUUAGUGUAUGUUUAGGAUGUUUAGUUUUUGUUUCAAAAUUAUUUUUCGCAAUUUACCGUAGACAUAAAAUGGGUAUCAAAGAUUUUGGACCAAUGCAAAUCAUAUUUAUUACAAGCUGUCAAACAUUAAUUAUUCCUGCAAUCUUUAUUAUUAUUGAUUUCUGGGUAGAUAUAACCGGAUUUAGUUCAUUGACUCAAGCGUUUGUUGUAAUGUCUUUACCAUUAUCUUCUCUUUGGGCAUCAUCUAAAAUAGAAAAAAAUAAAAAUAGCAUGGCACAGCCAUACAGUGAGCGUAUAAAUAGCAAGGAUUAUAGUGUUAAAAGCUCUCCAACUUCGCUAAGUAAAUCAUCUUAUAUCGACUUUAAACAGCCCCCUUGUUAUUUAGAUUCUGGGAAAUCACCAUGUAUUCCUUCUUUUGAAUAUAAUGGAAAUCCUUUUGAUCAAUUUUAUGAAAAUGACAGAAAUAGACUCAAUAUAUUUAUAGAAGAAUCAGUAGAUAUAUCUUCAGAAAAAGCAUAA
Messenger RNA from Pneumocystis jirovecii RU7, 1131 nucleotides. RefSeq names its product alpha-factor pheromone receptor STE2. Gene Ontology annotation, molecular function: mating-type factor pheromone receptor activity; pheromone binding. Lineage: Eukaryota; Fungi; Ascomycota; Pneumocystomycetes; Pneumocystales; Pneumocystaceae. Gene Ontology annotation, biological process: G protein-coupled receptor signaling pathway. The coding region runs from base 1 to 1131 and encodes 376 amino acids. Gene Ontology annotation, cellular component: G protein-coupled receptor homodimeric complex; membrane. The transcript has 2 exons. The record is from RefSeq and is a predicted model, not a curated record.